GCAAAAUAUUGCCUUUCUCGUGUCGUGACGUCAAUUUUAUGAGCCGGAAGUAAACUAAUAAACUCCGAUGACUUUUCAUGAUCGACCAAAUAUCAAUUUAAAAUAUUCACAGCACGACAAGAUAUUGGGGAAAGUCUCCUUCCGAAACAGUAAAGGAUGCACGGUCGAGUGAAGAUUAAGUCAACUGCCCAGCAAGAGGAGGAGAAAAGAAAGGAACGGGAGAAGAAACUUAAGAUCUACACGGCGGCACGAGACGCCUGUUUUUCCAAGAGGAAGGAGGGCGUUCGUGACGCAGAGGCUCUCCACUUGACCCAGCAGCUGCUCUCUUCAAACCCUGACUUUGCAACCCUUUGGAAUUACAGAAGAGAGAUCCUCAUGCACCAGGAGACUGUCAAAGACGAGAGCGAAGUGCAAAAGAUGUAUCAGGCCGAGCUGUCUUUUCUGGAGUCUUGCCUGAAAGUCAACCCAAAGUCAUACGGCAGCUGGCACCACCGAAGCUGGGUCUCGGAACGGGCGCCUCAAAUGGACUGGGUUCGAGAGUUGAGCCUGUGCGACCGCUGCCUCAGCCUGGAUGACCGCAACUUUCACUGCUGGGAUUACCGCCGGAUCGUCGUGAAGAAAUCCGUCGUUCCCGUGGGAAAUGAGUUGGAGUUCACGGACCGACUCAUCGGCUCCAACUUUUCCAACUACUCCAGCUGGCAUUACCGCAGUACCCUGUUGCCGCUGCUCCACCCGCAGUCUCCCGAAGCCGCGCCCCCGUCGGGCUCCUCGCCGCCCUCGCCGCAGACUCACUCGCAUCGCGUCUGUGAAGAGCAGCUGCUCAAAGAAUAUGAGCUUGUGCAGAACGCUUUCUUCACCGACCCCAACGAUCAAAGUGCUUGGUUCUACUAUCGGUGGCUGCUUGGCAGAGCCGAACGUGAAGAGAUGAUAAGUUGUGUUUUCAUCAGCCGGGAAGACGAGAGGGUAGCUGUCGGCUUUUCAAGGCCAGUCAAUGCACAGUCCGGUGGCCUUCUGCUGGUUCUCGACGGCCAGCCGCAGCAAGUGGAGUGGAGGAGUGUCCACCCACGAUUUAAACACAGUCCAGUCUGGAUAUGCCAUCUUCCCCCCGGAUCCAUCAGUGACAUCGCCAAUGAGCAGAAUGUGACAGUGCACUGGUCCGAAAAACACGCUCGUCGGGACUGCGCGCUGUACACAGGACGAAGUGAGAGUUGGUGUCGCGAUUCUGCCACAGAUCAGGAACUCUUCAGGAGUGAGCUCUCUGUUGAGAAGAGCUCCGUGCUGCAGUCUGAGCUGCAAUCAUGUAACCAGCUGCUAGAACUGGAGCCGCACAAUAAGUGGUGCUUGCUGACCAUCAUCCUACUGAUGAGGGCGCUAGACCCCCUAGGCUACGAGAAGGAGACCCUCGCUCAUUUCCAAACUCUCAAAGUAGUGGACUCCAUGCGCUCAUCCUAUUACAGCGACCUGUGCAGCAAGUUUAUGAUCGAAAACACCAUUUUGAAAAUGGAGUACGCUGAAGUGCGCGUCUUCAGCGUCGCCAACAAGAACCUGACCACCUUGUGCCAUUUGGACCAGCUGCUCCUCAUCACUCACAUCAAUCUGUCCUCUAACCAGCUGCGACGCAUCGCCGCUCACUUCUCCAUGUUGCAGUGCUUGGAGGUGUUGGAGGCUGAUAACAACUCCAUAGAAAAUUUGGAAGGUGUCUACUGCCUACCCAAGCUGGAAGAGGUCCUCUUGAAGAACAACUACAUCUCCACUCUGGCGGCGCUCCGGCCGCUCGCCUCCUGCCCCAAGCUGCGGCGCCUCGAUCUCCGCGGCAACCCCGUCGCUCAGAGCGCCGACGUCGAGUCGCAUCUUGCCGAGCUCCUGCCUUCCGUGGCGUGUCUCCUGCUCUGAUGUGCCGACAGCGGGAGUGGGGCCGUCACUCAAGGACGACGCCGCUGCCGCCGGCCUGUUUGUGAAGGAGUGAGUGGGUGAUUUCUUGUAUUUUUUUCCCCAAGGUGUGCUGCCACUUCCACUUGUUUGGGGGGAAUUCAAUCAAAACAGCCCCCACUCAUCUGAAAGCCUUUGAAGGUGCAUAUUAAAACAUCUUUAAUGAAAGGUU
Molecule: messenger RNA, 2101 nt
Organism: Phyllopteryx taeniolatus (common seadragon)
Lineage: Eukaryota; Metazoa; Chordata; Actinopteri; Syngnathiformes; Syngnathidae
Gene: rabggta
Product: Rab geranylgeranyltransferase subunit alpha
Exons: 17
Coding region: 157-1893 (578 amino acids)
Biological process (GO): protein geranylgeranylation
Cellular component (GO): Rab-protein geranylgeranyltransferase complex; cytoplasm
Molecular function (GO): Rab geranylgeranyltransferase activity; protein binding; zinc ion binding
Source: RefSeq, a predicted model, not a curated record